GAGAGAGAGAGAGAGAGAGAGAGAGAAAAAAACUGCGUAGCAAACAGUUAGAAAGAGACCGGAGAGGUUCAUUCUCUGGGUCGUACGUACGUUGCGGAGCUUUCCCUUACUUUUAUGCAAAAAAGACAACUAAAUUGAUCGUCCCGUCAAGCAAUCACUGGGAGGACAGCUUGGAAUAUCACAAACAGAAAGGACAUGAUCUCCUCGUAUAGGAACUGGAAGCCAAAGAGCUGUGAGACAGACAUGGACCUGGGGGCACUUCCUUCCCCCUCCAUGUCUCCAAGGUGCUUCUAUCCAAAGUCUUUCUCAGGUUUGAGGUGCUCCUCUUCAUAAUAUCCUGCUAUUACAUGGUAGCAAAGACCUAAAGACGAGGGUGUGUAAGAUGGCAGUGUGGAUCCAGGCCCAGCAGCUCCAGGGGGAUGCGCUGCACCAGAUGCAGUCUCUCUAUGGACAGCACUUCCCCAUUGAGGUGCGCCAUUACCUGUCCCAGUGGCUCGAGGGCCAACUCUGGGAUGUGAUCGAUCUGGAGAACCCCCAGGAGGAGUUUAAGGCCAAGCGUCUGCUGGACAGCCUGAUCCAGGAGCUGCAGAACAAGGCUGAGCAUCAGGUGGGAGAGGACGGCUUCCUGCUCAAGAUCAAACUGGGACACUACGCCAGCCAGCUCAAGAGCACGUAUGACCGCUGCCCUCUGGAGCUGGUGAGAUGCAUUAAACACAUCCUGUACACGGAGCAGAGGCUAGUCCGAGAGGCCUCUAAUUCGAGCUCCCCAGUGGGAGGGAUGAUGGACAGCAUGUCCCAGAAGUACCAGCAGAUCAACCAGGCAUUUGAGGAGCUGCGCCUGCUGACCCAGGACACAGAGAACGACCUGAGAAAGCUCCAGCACAACCAGGAGUACUUCAUCAUCCAGUACCAGGAGAGCCUCCGCAUCCAGGCCCAGUUGACCAGCCUGACCACACUGCCCCCUGCUGACAGACAGCUGAGGGAGCCCACAUUACUGAGCAAGAGAGCCACCGUGGAGGCCUGGCUCACCCGGGAGGCCAACACACUACAGAAAUACAGACUGGACCUGGCAGAGAAGCACCAGAAGAGCCUGCAGCUGCUGAGGAAGCAGCAGACCAUCAUCCUGGAUGACGAGCUGAUCCACUGGAAGAGAAGGCAACAGUUGGCCGGAAACGGGGGUCCUCCGGAGGGGGGGCUGGACAUCCUGCAGUCCUGGUGUGAGAAGUUGGCAGAGACGAUCUGGCAGAACAGGCAGCAGAUCAGGAGAGCAGAACACCUGAGACAACAGCUUCCCAUCCCCGGGCCCAUCGAGGAGCUACUGAACGACCUCAACAGCACCAUCACAGACAUCAUCUCAGCACUGGUCACCAGCACCUUUAUCAUAGAGAAGCAGCCUCCCCAGGUGCUGAAGACCCAGACCAAGUUUGCCGCCACAGUGCGCCUCCUAGUGGGUGGAAAGCUCAAUGUGCACAUGAACCCCCCGCAGGUCAAGGCCACCAUCAUCAGUGAACAGCAGGCGAAGGCCUUGCUCAAGAAUGAGAACACCAGGAAUGACAGCAGUGGAGAGAUCCUUAACAACAACUGUGUGAUGGAGUACCACCAGGCCACAGGAACACUCAGCGCCAACUUCAGGAACAUGUCUUUGAAGAGGAUCAAGCGCUCGGACCGGCGAGGGGCGGAGUCUGUGACAGAGGAGAAGUUUACCAUUCUGUUUGAGUCUCAGUUCAGCGUCGGGGGUAAUGAGCUGGUCUUUCAGGUGAAGACGUUAUCACUUCCUGUGGUGGUGAUCGUCCACGGUAGCCAAGACAAUAACGCCACGGCAACAGUGCUGUGGGACAACGCUUUUGCCGAACCCGGUCGGGUGCCCUUCAUAGUGCCUGAUAAGGUGCUGUGGCCCCAGCUGUGUGAGGCCCUCAACAUGAAGUACAAGGCGGAGGUGCAGAGUAACCGUGGCCUCUCAGAGGAGAACCUGGUCUUCCUGGCCCAGAAAGCAUUCAGUAGCUCCAGCAUCAACCCUGACGACUACCGCGGCAUGACCAUGACCUGGUCCCAGUUCAACAGGGAGAGUCUGCCUGGCAGGAAUUUCACGUUCUGGCAGUGGUUUGAUGGGGUCAUGGAACUCACAAAAAAACAUCUCAAACCACACUGGAAUGAUGGGGCGAUCCUGGGAUUUGUGAACAAGCAGCAGGCCCAGGACAUGUUGAUGUCCAAACCCAACGGGACCUUCCUGCUCCGCUUCAGCGACUCUGAGAUCGGAGGGAUCACUAUCGCCUGGGUGGCUGAGAAUCCCAACAAACCAGGGGAGAGGAUGGUGUGGAACCUCAUGCCCUACACAACCAAAGACUUCUCCAUCCGCUCUCUGGCUGACCGCAUCAGUGACCUCAACCACCUCCUGUUCCUCUACCCAGACAGACCCAAGGAUGAGGUCUUCUCCAAAUACUACACGCCGCCCCUGUCCAAAGCAGUGGAUGGAUACGUGAAACCGCAGAUCAAACAAGUGGUACCAGAGUUCACCACGACCAAUCCUGACCCAGCAGCAAACCCCACCUACAUGGAUCACGGAGCCUCCCCUGUUGUCAGUCACCCUCCAAACUACGGCAUAUACCAGCCUAUGAGUGACUCCAUGUUAGAUGCUGACGGUGACUUUGACCUGGAUGACACCAUGGACGUGGCGCGACACGUUGAGGAGCUGCUGCGGCGACCGAUGGAGAACCAAUGGAGCGGCCAGCAGUCGUGACCCUCAACCUCUAACCCCUGACACCAACAAAAGAACCCCGCACCUUUUGACAUUUCUGAUGGUUUAAUUCCAUUCCUUUCCUCCUGUUCUGUUUCAGCUAUAAUGUGACAUGUUAAUAAUGGUUGUGAUUGUUUUUUUGUUUUUUCCCCUCAGCAUGCAAGCUGCACGUCAGUGACCUGAUUUCAGUUUGUCUCCGUGCGUAUCUGUAAAACAGACUUGGUAGAAAUGCAAAAA
Oncorhynchus gorbuscha (pink salmon) is the source of this 2971-nucleotide messenger RNA. RefSeq names its product signal transducer and activator of transcription 5B-like. Gene Ontology annotation, biological process: cell surface receptor signaling pathway via JAK-STAT; defense response; regulation of transcription by RNA polymerase II. The record is from RefSeq and is a predicted model, not a curated record. The coding region runs from base 383 to 2737 and encodes 784 amino acids. Gene Ontology annotation, molecular function: DNA-binding transcription factor activity, RNA polymerase II-specific; RNA polymerase II cis-regulatory region sequence-specific DNA binding. The transcript has 22 exons. Lineage: Eukaryota; Metazoa; Chordata; Actinopteri; Salmoniformes; Salmonidae.